GCGACCCGUGACGUCAACUUAUGACGCUCGCUUCAAAAUCACCACGUUUCGCGAUCGUUUCCGUCGCGGGUGUUUGUGUUGCGUUAUCGUGAUAAAAAACGGUGCUAUUCGGUCGACUUUCACUGCCACUCAAUAAAUAACGAUUUUUCGAUGGAAUUGUAAACAAGUCGCGUUGGCGACUUUUCAUAGCUGAAUAGUAUAUUAGGUGGACAAACUCUUCAAGAAAGGUUUGAAAAGAUGUCGUAAAAACGACUUAAAAUGGCUUGGAUCCGUCACCGACUAUUCCUAAUUAAAACGUGCGUGUUACUUUUUUCGGUAGUAGUUGUAUAUGCAGAAACACCCGAAGAGAGAGUGUCCUUAAAUUCCCGUGUAGUGCGAACUAAAUAUGGUGACGUGAGUGGAGUAAUAGUGACAUUGGAUUCUAAACAUUUAGAACCCGUUGAAGUAUUCCGAGGAAUUCCUUAUGCUAGCCCUCCCGUCGGAUCUUUAAGGUUCAUGCCACCUGUCACCGGAGCCUUGUGGUCAGGUGUUAAAAUAGCGGACAAAUUUAGUCCCGUUUGUCCGCAAAGAUUGCCAGAUAUUUAUAAUGAAACGGCGGCGCUGAAAAGAAUGCCCAGGGGCCGAUUGGAGUAUCUCAAGAGACUGAUGCCUUAUCUCAAGAAUCAGAGCGAGGAUUGCCUCUACCUUAACAUUUACGCCCCGGCACAAGCAGGAACUCGAGGAGACGGCACAUCUCCAAAAUACCCGGUUAUUGUGUUCAUCCACGGCGAGAGUUAUGAAUGGAAUUCGGGGAAUCCCUACGAUGGUAGCGUUCUCGCUAGUUACGGAGGCGUCGUUGUGGUAACCAUCAAUUAUCGGCUGGGAAUAUUAGGUUUUCUAAACACGAACACGGAUCCUUACUCAAAGUCUCCGUCAAACUAUGGCCUCAUGGACCAGGUAGCAGCGUUGCACUGGAUUAAAGAGAAUAUAGCGUACUUUGGCGGUGAUCCAACCAACGUGACGGUUGCAGGUCACGGAACAGGUGCUGCCUGUGUUAAUUUUCUCAUCACUUCCAGUACUGUACCAGAAGGGGUCCUGUUCCAGAGGGCAAUUCUGAUGUCCGGCUCGGCGCUUUCACCGUGGGCGCUGGUUCAAGAGCCCUCCAGGUAUGCCGCCCAAGUGGCCAUCUACGCCAACUGCUCCCCAGAGCUACCACAGCCUCAUCUGCUCAAGUGCCUUCGUGAAAAACCUCUGGAGGUGUUGAUGUCAACCCCAAUUCAAGCGCCAGAGUUCGCAUUUGCCUUCGGUCCAAGUGUCGAUGGGGUCGCUAUAGAUACAGGAGAAUCUCCAGGUGAUAAUCCUCAUCACAACGAUUUCGAGAUGGGAAAAUCGCCAAAGAUCGAACCAAUAAACACCAUCAACAUCCUCAACAGAGUCCUUUUAAGAAAAUCCGUAGUUUCAAAACUUUCAAAGUACGAUUUAAUGUUAGGUGUUGUUAAAGCGGAGGCUUAUUUCGCCUUUAACGGUGAAGACGUUCAAUACGGGAUAGAAGCGGAUAGAAGAUCGAAAAUUCUCAGAACGUUUGUUAGAAACACUUACAGUUAUCAUUUAUCAGAAAUUUUGGCCACUAUCGUUAACGAAUACACCGAUUGGGAACGACCCGUACAACAUCCGAUAAACAUCAGGGAUGAAACUUUAGAGGCAUUAUCGGAUGCGCAAUAUGUAGCACCCGUGGUUCAUACUGCUGAUUUACAUUCUGCCGAACAUAGAAAUUCCUAUUUAUACGUGUUUGAUUAUCAAACAAAAUUCGGAGAUUACCCCCAGAGACAAGGUUGCAUACAUGGUGAAGAGUUACCAUAUGUAUUUGGAGCACCUCUAGUAGGUGGAUUCAUGCACUUUGGCCGAAACUACACCAAAGCAGAGGGGCUUUUAGCUGAAACGACGAUGAUCUACUGGAGUAACUUCAUCAGAACUGGUAAUCCAAAUGAACCACCAGAAGGAGACAUAUCGCAUGGUAUUAGACAAGAGAAAAACCGUUUCAAGAACAUAGAAUGGACGGCGUACGAAGCUGUUCACAAAAAGUACCUAAAUCUAGAUACUAAACCAAAAUUAAAAAAUCACUACAGAGCACAUCGUCUUUCAUUUUGGUUAAACUUAGUGCCGGAUCUUCAUAAACCGGGUGGUGAUGACGUUCCAAGGUCACAUCACGAAUUAAUAGAUGAUGAUCCACCCCCACCAAAGCUUCCAAACUUAAACCCAAGAAGGCUUCCAACGACUGAAACUCCCGAAAUUCGAUCUUUGCCAAAUUUCGUAAACAUUUCCGCAUUUGCAACAACACCAUCAGACGUUAACAGUGAGCGUGUAGAAGAACUUGGUGGUGCAAGCACGACAACGCACACAAUCGAAGAUGGAUUUGCAGCGUAUUCAACGGCGUUAAGCGUAACGAUUGCGAUCGGGUGUUCAUUACUAAUACUAAACGUGUUGAUAUUUGCUGGUGUGUAUUAUCAAAGGGACAAAUCGAGAAUGAACGAGAACGGACAACCCAAGAAACGAAACGAAAACGGCCAGAUGCCUAACAAUAUUUGUGGUGACUUAGAAAGUAGCAUAAUCGGUGUAAAAAGUGAUCCAGCCACAAUUCUAGGUCAUCAUCAUUCGCACCAUCAGAUGCCGCCGCCGGAAUUCGCCGAUUUACCGCAGAACAACGCGACAUUACCACGACCACCACCUCCGCCCAAAAUCUCCAAAGCCAACGUGAAUACACUCAGUUCGAAUCCCGGUCCUGAAAACCAACCAUUGCUGUCGUCGCACAGCAUACAGCUGAUUAACACGGGGACCUUGACGAAGAAAAAUACCCAAUUAAACAGUAAACAGAACAUUCAAAUGGAAGAGUUGAGGGUGUGACGAGAAGUGAGAUGGGAGUGUCCCUUAACUGAGUCAUAAAUAAAAAUAAACUCCCGGACAAAUUUUGUAUUGCUCAAAGUGUAAUAUGCAGUUUCGUUUUCCAUCCGACGACACUCUAAUUUGUUUUUGUUUUAAUGUAGGUGGUUAACGUUGUUUGUUUAGGUGAUAGUUUAUUGAAAAGUUUAAAUAAUUUAUUAAAAUGAAAUGUCAAUGCAAUUAAAAGAAGAACCAUUUUAAAAUUCACUGCCAAUGUAUCUUAAUAAAGAGAUAAUAGCAAUUAACACAGCCUAAGAUAAAAAAUAAGAUUUAUUAAAUUGUUUGGUUUCAUAUACAGGUGAUUUUGAAUUAUAUAUAUAAACAAUAAAUUACCCCUCUUUAGUCGGUCGGAAUCUUUUCAACCCAACCCAAGCCAACCUAACUGAACCCAAGCCAACCUAACUGAACCCAACCCAAGCCAACUUAACUCAACCCAACCCAAGCCAACCUAGCUCAACCGAAGCCAAGCUAACUACCACUUUAGACAGUCGGAGUGGGGAUUGGCUUGGCUUGGAUUGAGAUAGGUUGGGUUGUACGAAAUGAUUGUGACAAAUUCCUCUAUAAUGCAUUAACAGAGGUGCUACCAAGAAAGAAAAGCUCGAUAUUCCUGCUGUAAAGGUCACCUACGCUAAUCUAAUGCAGGAUAAAAGAAGCUGCUACAAAUACUUUUUUACAAUUUGGUAUUUCUAAGAAUUCAAAUGUAAAACUUUGAAUAUAAACAGUUUGAUUUAAAAUGUUGUUGACCUGAGUAAU
This is a messenger RNA of Onthophagus taurus, 3669 nucleotides long. It is a transcript of the gene Nlg3, whose product is annotated as Neuroligin 3. NCBI's taxonomy places the organism in Eukaryota, Metazoa, Arthropoda, Insecta, Coleoptera, Scarabaeidae. The record is from RefSeq and is a predicted model, not a curated record.